CGUGUCCCUGUGUCAGUCAGCUGUGGGAGGCAGAAGAGCAACUUCCUAGCAAGAGGCUAGUGACAUUAUCAUCAGAAUAUUACAAACAAAAACCUGUUCAAACUUCAAACCCAAUUCUUGAUUCUCGGUGUCCCUUCAGAUAUAUUUUAUUUAACCAAAUUAUACUAGAGAAAAAAGAUUAACUGCACAUUAAUUUCUCGAUAUUGUUAUUCCUCAUCCAUCUCCAAUCCAGUACUUUCAGAGCCCAUAACCUGCCAAAUGGGAAAACUAACAGCAAAAUUCAUCGCCGCCGUCUUUGUAGUUUGCUUGUUUUUAGCCAUUGUUUCAGCUCAGAAACUCGAUACCUUCAGUCGAGAAUAUGGGCCUUUCAAUGAAACACACUUCGAUAUUUUUGAGGUUGAAAGGCCUGCUACUAUUAGCAAUGAUGCCCUUCAGGUGACUCCAGAUUCAGCUUCGUCGGAUUUCAAUCUGACUUAUAAUUCAGGCAGAAUCCUCUACAAACAGCCCUUUAAGCUCUGGGAAGGUGAUAUUGCAUCAUCCAGAGAAAACCCGGUUGCAUCUUUCAACACUUCCUUUCUUAUCAAUGUUUACCGGCCAAAAAAUGAAACUCCCGGCGAAGGUUUGGCUUUCUUGAUCGCGCCCGAUUUAAACUUGCCGCCCAACAGUUACGGUGAGUUUCUGGGCCUUGCGAAUGCCACUACCGACGGGAACGACACCAAUCACCUGGUUGCGGUGGAGCUUGACACCUUCAAACAGGAUUUUGACCCUGAUGACAAUCAUGUAGGUAUCGACAUCAAUGGCGUCAGAUCUUUAAAAACUGAAUCUUUAACACCCCACAAUAUCACAAUAGCUCCAGAGGGUGCUAAGUUUUACAACGUGUGGGUGGAUUAUGAUGGUGUUAGGAAGUUCCUUGCAGUGUACAUAGCAGAACAGGCUGAGAAAACUGGCCCUUCUCCUCCCAAGCCUAGCUCGAGUGUUAUCAGUGCAAAUCUGAAUCUGCGAGAUCAUCUAAAUCAGUUUUCAUAUUUCGGGUUCUCUGCAUCUACAGGGAAUGCUACACAACUGAACUGUGUGUUGAGGUGGAAUUUGACUAUCCACUACUUUUCAGAGCAAAAACAGCCAUGGUUGAAGAUAACUUUAGGAGCUGGAGUGCCUAUUUUGGUGCUCCUGAUAAUGGGAGCAGUGGGAUUUGGAUACUAUUUACGCAAGCGGCGAAUGGCACAUUGUAAUUCGAACUUGGCAGGGGCUCUCAAGAGUCUUCCCGGUACACCUCGAGAGUUCAAAUUCAUGGACCUGAAAAGGGCUACAAACAGUUUUGACGAGAAGAACAAGCUUGGACAAGGAGGAUAUGGAGUUGUAUACAAAGGGUUUCUGGCUAACGAGAAUCUGGAGAUUGCCGUCAAGUGGUUUUCCAGGGAGAGUAUCAAGGGACAAGAUGAUUUCCUGGCUGAACUUACCAUCAUUAAUCGCCUUCGCCAUAAACAUCUUGUUAAACUUCUGGGAUGGUGCCACAAGAACGGGAAGCUUCUUCUAGUGUAUGAAUACAUGCCGAAUGGAAGCCUAGACAAACACCUGUUUUCAGAGCCCAACAUAGAGCCACUUGGAUGGAGUCUUCGAUAUAAAAUAGUUUCUGGGGUAGCCUCAGCCUUGCAUUAUCUCCAUAACGAGUAUGAGCAGAGGGUGGUACACAGAGAUCUUAAAGCUAGCAACAUCAUGCUCGACUCCGACUUCAAUCCCCGUCUAGGAGACUUUGGCCUUGCAAGGGCGCUCGACAACGGCAAGACCUCAUAUGCCGAGGCUGAGGGAGUGCUGGGCACAAUGGGAUACAUUGCACCUGAGUGUUUCCACACUGGAAAAGCCACACAACAGUCUGAUGUCUUUGCAUUCGGGGCGGUCUUGUUGGAAGUGGUAUGUGGUCUACAUCCCGGAACCAAGAUUGCUGGCUUCCAGUUGUUGGUCGACUGGGUUUGGUUCUUGCAUCGUGAUGGGAGCUUACUCGAAGCAGUAGAUCAGAGAUUGUGUGACGAAUUCGUCGCAGAAGAAGCCGAGAGGAUUCUGCUGCUGGGAUUGGCCUGUUCACAUCCUAUUGCUACUGAAAGGCCUAAAACACAGGCUAUACUUCAAAUUAUCUCGGGAACAGUGCCAGUGCCGAAUGUUCCACCGUUCAAGCCGGCUUUCAUGUGGCCGGCUGCCGGGCACACGGAUUUCGAUUCGAGUUCAGUCAAUACGGCAUCAAUUACAACUUCACAUUUCGGUUCUGGUUGGAGUGCACAGGAUCUUAGCAGGGAGAACUAUACUAGAAACACAGACUCUUUGGUGUAGUUUCUUUUAGAAAAAAACUAAUAUUACCAAGUGCAUUCUGUUUUCCUUUUCCCUCUAAUUUCUUAUUUUCAAUUUUGUUGUUGUAGUUCCAUUUGUUGGAUAUCCUGUUCUUUGGAGUCUGUUGUCGUCUUUUUUAAUUGGAUUUGUUCAUUAAAAGAAUGAAUGGAAGGAGGAAUAGGCAGUGUACAUUGAUAUUGGUGGUGUCAUACAGUUGUAUUUGUUGUAAUUGAAUGUUACACCUAUAAUGGAAGGAGAAAUAUUAAUCUGA
Molecule: messenger RNA, 2590 nt
Organism: Olea europaea var. sylvestris
Lineage: Eukaryota; Viridiplantae; Streptophyta; Magnoliopsida; Lamiales; Oleaceae
Product: probable L-type lectin-domain containing receptor kinase S.5
Exons: 2
Coding region: 259-2322 (687 amino acids)
Biological process (GO): protein phosphorylation
Cellular component (GO): plasma membrane
Molecular function (GO): carbohydrate binding; ATP binding; protein kinase activity
Source: RefSeq, a predicted model, not a curated record